Messenger RNA from Aspergillus mulundensis, 888 nucleotides. RefSeq names its product exosome non-catalytic core subunit RRP45. Gene Ontology annotation, cellular component: nuclear exosome (RNase complex); cytoplasmic exosome (RNase complex). The coding region runs from base 1 to 888 and encodes 295 amino acids. Gene Ontology annotation, biological process: nuclear mRNA surveillance; TRAMP-dependent tRNA surveillance pathway; exonucleolytic trimming to generate mature 3'-end of 5.8S rRNA from tricistronic rRNA transcript (SSU-rRNA, 5.8S rRNA, LSU-rRNA). NCBI's taxonomy places the organism in Eukaryota, Fungi, Ascomycota, Eurotiomycetes, Eurotiales, Aspergillaceae. The record is from RefSeq and is a predicted model, not a curated record. The transcript is spliced from 3 exons.
AUGAACAAAGAAGCACCGCUCUCGAUUGCUGAGCGCGACUUUAUCCUCGAUGCGCUCCGCGAGGACGUGAGGCUCGAUGGCCGUGGGGCUGAUGAGUUCCGUCCGCUCAAACUCUCGUUUGGCGAGGAAUACGGCCAUGUGAAAGUGCAGCUGGGGAAGACGAGCUUGAUCGUUCGAAUUUCCGCCGAAGUCGCGAAACCCCACGAUGACCGACCGUUUGAUGGCAUCUUCAACAUCGCCAUGGAGUUGACCGCGAUGGGCUCCCCCGCCUGGGAGAAUGGCCGACAAGGAGACCUCGAAACAUACGUUACAAACGUGCUAGACCGAGUUAUUCGCCACUCCAACGCUUUAGAUACCGAAUCCCUCUGCAUCCUCAAAGGCGUCAGCUGCUGGACGAUACGUGCUGAUGUACACAUCACCGACUACGAUGGCAACCUCAUUGAUGCGUCCUGCAUUGGAGUUAUGGCCGGGCUGCAGCACUUCCGUCGCCCCGAUGCGGUGGUCAAGGACGGCCAAGUGAUCGUUUACGGACUGGAUGAAAGAGUUCCCGCGCCCCUGAACAUCACCCACAAGCCUCUUUCGGUCACAUUCCACACAUUCGACGAGGGGAAACUCGUUAUCCUCGAUGCGACGCGGAAGGAAGAGCAAGCGUCAGAAGCGGACGUGGUGAUCGGGAUGAACAAUGCCGGAGAUGUCUGCUACGUCUCUAAAUUCCAAGGCUCCCCGGUGGAUGCUCUGGUGUUUGUCACAAAGACGACUGUCGCGUUGGAAAAGGUUAAGCAUGUCAACGGCAUUAUUGACAAGGCCCUGCAGGCUGAUCUUGCAAAACGAUCUAAGGGCGGCCUCGCGGAGCAAGCCAGAGCGGAGAAUGAUCGGCCGGUCGCGUAG